AAAAAUACUUAUUUAUUUCCCGCAAUUUUAAAUAUACUUUGAAUUUAACUUUAAAAACUGAGAAAGUCUUUUUUGCACUUUUACUACAAAGUACAAUAUUAAAUAUAUAGAUUGAGCCUUUAUCUUAAAUUUUGACAUAAGUAGAUUUAUUUAAUUUUCUGCCUGAAAUAAAAGGCUCUGUACAUUUACCAAGAACGGAAACAAAAUAUAUUUUUAUAUUGUUAUAAAAUCAUUUUACUAAAAAAUUAUAUUAUGACUGACUGGCCGUUGAGUCGUACUAUUUUAUUUUUCAAUAUAGACAGAGGCGUUACUCGUAGCGGCUUUUCUCGAAAUUAAUUUUUAUGUAUGUAAGCUAAAAGAUUAAAUGAUAAAUCAGUAGAUUGUGAAAAGUGUCGAGAAAAAUAGAAAAUAAGAGAGAUAGAGAGAAAAGUGUAGAUAGCGUUACUGAGCCACUUCAUUCAUUUUGUAUAGGUUAACCUAACCUGUAUAAAAUUGUAAGAGACCUGAGAGACGCUGCACACUGCAGCGAUCACAUGCUACGCUACACGUGGUUUGGUGAAAGAAAGUCAUUAAUUUAUAAAAAUUAUUCUUUAUCAUCGUGAUGUCGUUUUUCAUAAGAAGUGGAGGACGAGGAGGUGGAGCACGUAAACGCAAAGGCUUUAACUGUAUUGCAAUAUUGUAAAAUCAGCGUAUGAACGAGCACAAUGGUUACCUUGGAAAAACAACUACGACUCAGUCUACAUCGAAGCAGUCGAAACAGUCAAAGAAGAAAAAUAAAUCCCUACCUAACGACGAUGAAAGUAUUGCCAGUACAGAUGAAGAAUUUGCAGAGGAAAAUUUAAAAAAUGAACGAAAAUUUGAAAGUGAAACUGAAGAGGAGGAGGAAACUGCGCAGGAGAAGCGUUUGAGGCUUGCGAAGAAAUAUCUUCAAGAAAUUGAAGAAGAAGAAAAGGACAGAGCUGAAUUUGAAGAGAACGCAGUUGCGAAGAGAUUACGCGAAGAGUAUUUGGAGGAAAAGGGUCGAUUAAGAAAAACUAUAGCGAUCAACUAUGUUGGGCAUGGAGAGCUCAUUUCAUUGCGAUGUAAAGAGCACAAAGGCUCUAUCACUUGUUUGUGCCUUUCUAGCGACGGCAGUGUACUAUAUUCAGGUUCCAAGGACGGCAGUUUAGUUAAAUGGUCACUAAAGGAGAAAAUUAAAUUAAAUGCCAUUAGAGGGAAGAGAGGAAAAACGAAGGACGGAAUGACUUCCAUACGGUGUUUAGCAACCAGCACGGAUGGAAAAUUUCUGGUAGUGGGAGAUGACGGGUGUAAGGAUAUCAAAGUGCUUUCUGGCGAUACUCUUAAUCACAUAAAGAAUCUGCAGGGGCACAGAGGCCUCGUAGUCGGAUUGGCAUUCCGCAAGGAUACUCACACGCUGUACUCCGCGUCCGAAGACAAAAGCGUAAGAGUUUGGAAUCUGGACGACAUGGCUUACGUCGAAUCCUUAUUCGGUCAUCAAAGCGGUAUCACGUACAUCGACGCACUGUCGCGAGAACGCGCUAUAACGAGCGGCGGUUUCGAUGGCACUAUUAGAAUAUGGAAGAUAGUCGAGGAAUCGCAAUUAAUAUUUAACGGGCACGACAACGGCCAUAGCAUCGACGCGGUUAAGCUCAUUAAUGAAGAGGCCUUCUUCAGUGGUGGAAGUGACGGACAGCUCUGCGUCUGGGGAUGCCAGAAAAAGAAGCCGCUGUGCUCUGUGACGGAGGCUCACGGAAGGGACGAGGUCAACGGUCAACCAAUGUGGAUCUCGAGCAUUGCGACGUUGUUGAAUACAGAUCUGGUAGCGUCAGGAUCGCGGAACGGUGUGGUCAAAGUGUGGCACUGCGGCGAAAACUUCAGGUCUCUCAAUCUCUUGUUCGAGGUUCAAUUGGUAGGUUUUAUAAAUGCGCUCGCGUUCACGCCCGAUGGGAAUCAUCUUGUCGCUGGUGUAGGAAAGGAACAUAGGAAUGGAAACUGGUGGAAAGUACCAGACGCAAGGAACGCUAUUGUUAUCAUACCAUUGACGCAUAAAAAUAAAAAAUGAUUAAACUUUUCAUAUUGUUAAUAUUCGUUAUGUAAUUUGUACAUGUAUAUAUCAAUGACAAUCUGUAUGUAUACAAUAUUUCAUUGAUUAUAUCUUAUUAAUUAAUUUAAAAAUA
This is a messenger RNA of Ooceraea biroi (clonal raider ant), 2177 nucleotides long. It is a transcript of the gene U3-55K, whose product is annotated as U3 small nuclear riboprotein factor 55K. The record is from RefSeq and is a predicted model, not a curated record. Gene Ontology annotation, molecular function: protein binding; U3 snoRNA binding. Lineage: Eukaryota; Metazoa; Arthropoda; Insecta; Hymenoptera; Formicidae. Gene Ontology annotation, cellular component: small-subunit processome.